This is a messenger RNA of Melitaea cinxia (Glanville fritillary), 1843 nucleotides long. RefSeq names its product U3 small nucleolar RNA-associated protein 6 homolog. NCBI's taxonomy places the organism in Eukaryota, Metazoa, Arthropoda, Insecta, Lepidoptera, Nymphalidae. The record is from RefSeq and is a predicted model, not a curated record. Gene Ontology annotation, molecular function: snoRNA binding; protein binding. Gene Ontology annotation, cellular component: Pwp2p-containing subcomplex of 90S preribosome; small-subunit processome. The transcript is spliced from 8 exons. Gene Ontology annotation, biological process: maturation of SSU-rRNA from tricistronic rRNA transcript (SSU-rRNA, 5.8S rRNA, LSU-rRNA). The coding region runs from base 132 to 1835 and encodes 567 amino acids.
CAAUUUUGACAGCUCAGUAUCACAUGUUUAUAUUCGUUCAACUGUUGUGGUUGUGUAUUAUCACAUGUUAAAUUAAAAACAUCUAUUAAUUGAUUUUUAUUUAUUAAUUUGUGAAAUAAAAUUUAUCAAGCAUGGCGGAACAAGUCAACCAACGUAUCGAGGGCAUGAUAAAUGAGUUAGAACAGAUGCGGCGAACAAAUUUAUACGAUGAUGAAGAAAUAAAGGAAAUUUCACGUAAACGGAAAGAGUUUGAAUAUAGAAUACAAAGGAGAAUUAAAGAGAAAGAUGACUUUGUACAAUACAUAGCAUUUGAACUUGCUUUACUUGAAGAUAUUUCUUUAAGAAGGAAACAAGCUAAACUUACAGAAAAGAAAAGAGACAUCGAGUUUUCAAUAACAAAGAGGUUAAAUAAAGUGUUCAAACAAUUUAUAUUUAGGUAUCAGAAUGAUGUUGCUAUAUACUUUGAGUAUAUAAAGUUUUGUCAGAGUGUGGGGUUUGAUCAUGCUAUUUCUGCCAUCAUAGGUCAGAUGCUACAGAUUCAUGGUGAUAAACCUAAGAUGUGGCAAAUGGCCAGCAAAUGGGAGAGCAAGGAACAGAAUAACUUUGAAAAUGCUAGGAAUUUUCUUCUCAAAGGAAUACACAGACAUCCUGAAUCUGAAAUACUUUACUUAGACUUGUUUGAUAUUGAGCUUAUGAUUGCUUUUAAAGCAGAAGCCGAGGAAGACAGAGAGAAAUAUCUUAAAAGAGCAGAUAUUGUGUGGAGAAAUGGGUCAAAUAAAAUAUUGGAUGUAGGAUUUCUAUUUAAAUUAUGCGAUUUAGCGCUGAAAUAUGAGAUUGCAAAAGAAAUUACAAAUUCUAUAAAGAAAGAAAUUUGGGAAAGAAGAUCAGUAAAAGAUGUGUGGUCUUACAUAGGUGUGAAAGAAUUGGAGGGCUGUCACUGGUCAGAAAUUAAUGAGUAUGUUGAUGUAGAUUCAAAAUAUCCUGAUGAAAUCAAUAAUUACAUAGCUGUAUAUGAAGAGGCUUUGCAACAGUUUCCAGAUGAAAAACUUUGUACAAAAUACAUUCACGGUGCACUUAGUUUAAGAGAAGGACUUUGUACAGAUUUACAAAAAGUUGCCAUUGUUAAAAGAGCAUGGUACUACGGUCAUGAAAAUGGAUUACUGUCAAAAGAAAUGUAUACGUUUGGUAUUCAAAUGUUAAAACUUGAAGAUGAAAUAUCAAAGGACGAAUACACUGAGAUUCUCGAUGAGGCGAUGGCAAAGAAUUCACACUGCAGACUUUUAUGGCAAGAAAAGCUAUUGCUUAAUAAAUCUGAUGAAAAUAAGAUGUUAUCUAUACUCAAAGAUGCUGCGAAGCAACUAAAGUCUGAAGAUCUAACAGAAGUUUGGAACUUUAUUCUUGAUAAUGUUGAGUCUAAUAUUGUGUUAAAAAAUUGUUUCACCAAAUUCCAAGCAUGUGAUCAUGCAGCACUUAUGUCAUUAAAGCCCAAACUUUUACAAAAGAUAUAUGAGCACAACGGUUUGAAAGCUGCAAGACAAGCGUAUGAAGAUUUUAUCAGAACUCCGCCCACACAAGCUAAUGUGCAUAAGAUUAUGAUAGAGAUAGAGAUGUCUCAAGCUAAACCAACACUCAAAUGUAUCAGGAAAUGUUAUGAGGCCUUCGUCCAACAUCACGGUAAAAAUAACAUUCAAGUUUGGAUGGAUUAUAUAAAAUUCGAACAGGAGAAUGGUGGUGCUCAAGCUGUUCCCGCUAUUCAUAGGAGAGCUAUAGCAAUGUUGGAAAAGAAAUUAGUCGAUGAAUUUAUCAAAGCUCAAGCCUUAUCAAAAAUAAAAUAAUUAAUAUA